AUGGACACUGAAGACAGAUUGACGGGCGCAAGACGUCCAGCGCCAAACUGCUUGGACUUUGACGAUAUAAAGAGCGCUCAAAAUGUCGAGAUCAACGGCAAUCAUCAAGUCGAACGAGUUCAAGACGUGAAACCCGUCCAAACGCACCAUGACUGUGCUUCAUCGCCGGAAGCUAAGGUAUACGAGCUCGACCUAGAGCCACACCUACAGUCCCUGCCAGUUCUCAUCUAG
Molecule: messenger RNA, 231 nt
Organism: Phytophthora infestans T30-4
Lineage: Eukaryota; Oomycota; Peronosporomycetes; Peronosporales; Peronosporaceae
Exons: 4
Coding region: 1-231 (76 amino acids)
Source: RefSeq, a predicted model, not a curated record